AUGGAAACAGAGCCAGCUUGUGAAAAACAUGAAGACCCUGCUGUGGAGCCUACAGAAUGUGAAGUAAGAGAGGCCAUUUCUGCACUUGCCCACAGGGAGCGUCACACCGAGCAUCCCUGUGGGCUUGCAGAGGAAGGCGACAAGCUGAAAAGGAAAGAGCAGGUUGAAACACAGAGCUGCACAGGAGAGAGUAAAAGUGUUAACAUGAAAAGGCCCUCUGAUCUUGAGCAAGAAGGCAGAGAGACGGAAUGCAAAAAUUGGAGGAAACUAAAAAAAACAAACAGCUGGAAGAUGGUACGAUUUCAAGACCCCUCAGCAGACAGUGGUGUGUUGGAGAGGGACACCUCAGCAGAGAGUCUUUUUCCGGAAUAUGUGACGGAGGAGUGGACUUCAUCAGUGUUUGAGGAGUUGUUCAUGGCAGAAGACUGGCAUGACAUUACAGAGGACAGGCUGUUGAGGAAGAAUGUGCUGAAGCCUGGAGAUCUGAACGCACUGUGCCCCACCUGGGGACAGGAGGUUACUGUGAAGAUGCAGUGUGUCCUGGAGGACCGCACUGUGGUGGAGAAGGACAGCAAGCUUGUCUUUGUUAUUGGAGAGGGAGAUGUAAACCAGGCCCUGGAGGAGUGUGUCAUGUCCAUGCAGGAAGGCGAGCUCACAUUACUGCUGACACAUUCACAAUAUGCCUAUGGACAUCUGGGAAGAGAGCCUGAUAUUCCAGCCUGGGCUCCUUUACUAUACCACCUGCAGCUUCUGGACAUCAGAGAGAAACCAGACCCAUUAAGUCUACCCAUAGCAGACUGCAUCCGAAUUGGAAACCAGAAACGAGAGCGAGGAAAUUUUCAUUUCCAAAGGGAGGAAUACAGCAUGGCUGCCAGAGCCUAUUGCUUGGCUCUGGAUGUGCUAACCACACGCAGCAGAGAUGGCAGCGGCUUGGAGGCAGAGGAGGACGAGGUGCGGGACUAUCGGGUCAAGUGUUUGAACAACCUGGCCACCACUCAGCUCAAACUGGAGCAGGACAACGAGGCACUGGACACCAGUCGAGAUGUUCUGACCCUCGAUCCAAACAAUGUCAAGGCCCUUUUCAGGACGGGAAAGCUCCUGUCAGACAAGGGCGAAUACAAAGAGGCAAUGGAGGUGCUGAAAAAGGCCCUGAAACUGGAGCCGACCAACAAGGCAAUCCAUGUCGAGUUAUCUAAACUUGUCAAAAGGCAGCCAGGAGGCAAAUAUACCCAGGGAUGGAAAGCAAAACCUGCAGAGAUGCUUGAAGACAAUAUCGGACCUUUUCCUAUGAAGAAACAGUUUGGGAUUUCUUGGAAGUUUAUACUUGGUGCUCUGGCAGUGGCUUUGUGUAGUUUUGUAGCAUCAGUGAUUCUGAUUGCAAGAAACUGAAAUCCUCAUCAUCUGAAGGAGCAGAGUCCAGACUCCGGUUCUCUUUAGUCAAGUCCACAGUGAUACAAGGUAUGCACUACCACCAGAGCCUGAACUAUCCAUCUAUCUAUCUAUGCGCAAGUUUCAUGUGGUUGAAAAUAAGCAUGGUAGUACAGCAUCAGAUUUCUGCUCAUCAAAAAGACAAAAGUCAUCUUUCCAGUUAUGUUGC
This is a messenger RNA of Monopterus albus (swamp eel), 1597 nucleotides long. RefSeq names its product FKBP prolyl isomerase 16 (gene fkbp16). Gene Ontology annotation, biological process: protein folding; negative regulation of apoptotic process. Bases 1 to 1389 code for a protein of 462 amino acids. The record is from RefSeq and is a predicted model, not a curated record. Gene Ontology annotation, cellular component: cytosol; mitochondrial envelope; endomembrane system. Gene Ontology annotation, molecular function: peptidyl-prolyl cis-trans isomerase activity; protein folding chaperone; protein binding. The transcript has 8 exons. Lineage: Eukaryota; Metazoa; Chordata; Actinopteri; Synbranchiformes; Synbranchidae.